Lentinula edodes (shiitake mushroom) is the source of this 748-nucleotide messenger RNA. RefSeq lists its product as uncharacterized. The record is from RefSeq and is a predicted model, not a curated record. Bases 1 to 660 code for a protein of 219 amino acids. The transcript has 6 exons. Lineage: Eukaryota; Fungi; Basidiomycota; Agaricomycetes; Agaricales; Omphalotaceae.
AUGGCGCGCGAUCGACUAGUCACUACCGACCCAGAAGAUUUGGCUUUGGUGUUAGGCUUAUGGUAUCUUCGUCUAGCAUGCCUCUCACGACUACGCCUCUUCAACCAAACCUCUGUUGAAUGUAGCAACCUUUUUUCUGUCUUGAACGCCUUGGGCUGGGAUCAUAUGGGCUACCUUGACGCGCACAAUGCGUUAUUGAGAAAGUGUAAGCUCAAGGCAAGAAAGGCUCCGAAAUCAGACCCAACGAUAAAUUCGAUGUGGAAAAAACGUGGAGCGAGGGUUUCUUUGAUCAUUGCGUCCCAGUUAUGCGAAAUGAGAGAUUUUGGUGCAUCCACGAAACCAUUGGAGUCCUUAUGCAAUCAAUCAGAGCCAACAUCGGCACUACGAUCUGCGUUGGCGCGAAUCUAUCUCCAGGGCCGAUAUAUACAAAAAGCUAAAACACAUUUUUCGUUUGUCGAGCAGAGUCCUGACGCUACUGAGGGCAUGAAAAGCAUCAACGAGGCAUUGCUGGCCUGCGCGAAUGGAGAAUGGGACUUUGCGAGUACGAGAUUGACUUAUCUCAUUGAGAGCGAACCUGAUAAUUUCGUGUAUGCCAGAAUAGGCCAGAAUUCAUACAUUCACACUGCACAAGUGGCUCCAGCCCGAAUCAUUCAUUCUUGACCGAAAAAUUUUACCAACAUACAUGCCAAAUCAGGUCGAUUUUUGACCGAAUCUGGAACCAACGUCCCCUACCAUAAACAGGGGUCCU